AAGGGGCGGGGUGAUGAGCGAUAUGACGCAGCGAUCAAAGAAAUCUCAGAAUCUCACAAGAGCCGUCCAUUUCCUGCGUCUUCUCGUCACCAUGAUUGAUGCUAAAGCCGUUACCGCAUUUUUGUGCAAAUGUGUUGGAAACCUGUGGAUCUUCAGUCUUGUUCUCUUCACGUUGGAGCAGCUGAUGGAUGAUGAGUUCAUUUGUCCUUGUGAACGAAUCUACAACAUACUCACCUGCAUUCUUUAUGCUGUAGUCCCUUCCUUCGGCUGCUUCGUCUUUACCUUCUGGUUCGCAGACCUGUCGUCAAACACGGAGGACGGAGGAGGACAGAAGGACUGUAGGUGUAGAAGAGUGAUCUACUCCAUUCUCACGACCCUCGUCUGGCUCUGUCUCUUCUUCCUGGAUGGACGAUACCUGGCCUGUGGACUGACCUACUGGACAGGUGUAGACGCUAAACACGACACCAUGGGGGAUUUAAACUGGUGCAAACCGACCGGAGGGAUAAACAUGCUCCCGUCUGUGGAGUGUCGGGAGAAGACUGUGAAGUGGAUGUCCAUGUCUCACUUUCUAGGUUUAUUACUCGUGCUGCUGAUCAGCGUUACUGGAGCGUUAUCAUACUGCUGCACUCGACUCCGCCCCCACCGCCGCUGCGACUCCUGCCGCGAUCAGCACGAAGGCGUGACUCUGAAAACCCAGAGCAAAGCUGAAGAGCAGGAGGUGGAUGAACCUGUGAGACUGAACUCAUUAAGAGCCAAUGUUCCUCCUGUUAGACUCUGA
This is a messenger RNA of Clarias gariepinus (North African catfish), 778 nucleotides long. RefSeq lists its product as uncharacterized. The transcript has 2 exons. NCBI's taxonomy places the organism in Eukaryota, Metazoa, Chordata, Actinopteri, Siluriformes, Clariidae. The coding region runs from base 14 to 778 and encodes 254 amino acids. The record is from RefSeq and is a predicted model, not a curated record.